This is a messenger RNA of Rhododendron vialii, 1446 nucleotides long. RefSeq names its product rho GDP-dissociation inhibitor 1-like. Gene Ontology annotation, biological process: Rho protein signal transduction. Bases 361 to 1101 code for a protein of 246 amino acids. The transcript has 5 exons. The record is from RefSeq and is a predicted model, not a curated record. Gene Ontology annotation, molecular function: Rho GDP-dissociation inhibitor activity; protein binding. Gene Ontology annotation, cellular component: cytoplasm; cytosol; membrane. Lineage: Eukaryota; Viridiplantae; Streptophyta; Magnoliopsida; Ericales; Ericaceae.
CUCGGGAGUUGAGAAAUUGAGAUAUUCAACGACACCACCCACCCACAAAACAAAAGCAAGAAGACAAUCCCCAGUGCUCCUUUUGUCUUUCUCUUUUUGGUGGGCCCACUUCUGUUUCCGGGUUUUCCCCUUCAUUCGGGUUUUACAUUUGUGGGGAAUUUUCUCGGGCAAAGACAAAGCACUCCCUUUUUCACUGUGAUUCCUUCACUCUUUUCCAGUCUUUUCACACAAAAGAUUGCAUCUUUUCUUGAUUUUGGCAUGUGGGUUCAUCUCCUGUUUCUCUGUACUUGAGAGAGUCAAUUUGGUUGUUGGGUACUUCAGAUUUCGUAGGCUUUUUGGGUUCUACUGUUUGAUGAUUUGAUGUCUUCCAGUACCGUUGGAGCUGUUUCUAACUCCAAGAACAUGGGGUUUGAUGUGGAAAAGGAGGUUGGAGAGAAGAGUGGAGUUGAAGAGAGUGGUGAUGAAAGGGUAGGGAAUGUCAAGAGAAGCAUGAGUGAGGAGGCGUCUUUUUGUGCAACUGAAGAUGAUGAUGAAGAUGAAGAUGAGGAAGGAAGAAGUAAAAUCCAACUUGGUCCUCAGUAUACCCUUAAAGAACAGCUUGAGAAAGAUAAGGAUGAUGAGAGUCUAAGGAGGUGGAAGGAACAGCUCCUUGGGAGUGUGGAUGUGAGCAAUGUUGGAGAAGCACUGGAACCGGAAGUGAAGAUCCUCAGUCUUUCAAUCCUCUCCCCAAACAGACCAGAAAUUGUUCUUCCUAUUCCUGAAGAUGGAAACCCCAAAGGCUUGUGGUUUACUUUGAAAGAAGGUAGUCGAUACAGCUUGAGAUUCUCUUUCCAAGUCAAGAAUAACAUUGUAUCCGGGCUUAAGUACACUAACAUGGUUUGGAAAACUGGUUUGAAAGUGGACAGCACAAAAGAAAUGCUUGGAACCUUUAGUCCACAGCAAGAGCAUUACACACAUGUGAUACCCGAAGAGACCACCCCCUCCGGCUUUUUUGCUAGAGGUUCAUAUUCUGCAAGAUCGAAGUUUGUUGAUGAUGAUAACAAAUGCUACUUGGAGAUUCACUACACAUUUGACAUCCAGAAGGAUUGGGCCACACCUUAAACAAAUGACUUCUUGGCCGGCGGCAUUAGUAUCCUUCCACAAUGUCCUCUUCCAAUUCAUUCCAUAAUGAUGCCAGAUUGCAUAGUGAUUGUGACUAGAGAGACUCACCCAUUUAUGAAAAGAGCUUGACAUGUCUUUUAGGUAGUCUUUUUUCCUGUAGUAAGUUCCUCGGCAGUUACGAGCUGGCUAAGAUAGAUUUUGUGGUGGAAUUGUUUUCAGCUUUCUGAACUUCUUUUAUUCAGACGAACUAUUUGGUGUAUCUUAUUGACAAUGAGAAAGGAUAGGAUUGUGUUAAGAGUUAGAGAGAAGUGCAGGCAAUAGAUGGGUUCUGUUACAUUUUUUUUU